AUGAAGGUUUCUCGAAAACCUCUUUUGAGGAGCCAGGAGGAGCUCGACAAUGCCUCGGCUUCGUCUACGAGUUCGCUUGAGAAUUUCUCGGGGCUUUCUACGAGCUCGUUGAUAUCUACAUCUUCGGACCAAAGGCGCAAUAUUUUUAGCUCCAAAUCAGACAAUUCUGUUUCUGCUUCAAGCGCAGACCCUAACUCGGCGCCUUCAACAGCAGCUACAUCGUCGCAGCCAUAUGCCAAGAAGGGCUGGAGAAUCGGAAGAUACAAGACUGGAGAGGCCAAGGACAUGGGUAAUUUGCUUCAGCAGACUGCCCAGGCCAACAGUUUCCAGAUGCAAAAAAGAGGAGGAUUUUUGAGGAGAAGCACCCAGCACAAGAGGCCAAAGACCAAGAACGGCAUCCCUACGGAGUUCUUGUUCGUGGACAUGUGUCCUCCAAAAGAGGACUCUCAGGCAGUCCAACCUCCAGUUGCGAGUGUGGACAGUGCGGGUGCUAUAAUGACGACCUCGGUGCCGAUCGCAGAACUAGAGGAGAAGAAGCAGGGCCGAGUCUCGAGGUUGUUCAGGCACAGAAAGGGCAAGGACGAGCCAGAAGAGGAGAUUCAGGUGGAUCAGAUUGAAUCCUCUUCCUCCUCAAACUUGUUGAAAAUUUUUCACAAGCAGGAGCAAGCUCCUCUUCAGCAGUCUCCCCUGAUUCAAUCUGGUGGUCCUUCGGAAUUGCCUCAGAUGGCACCCCAGCUAACCGGUUCUGGUGCUGGAGCCAAGUCAAAGGGCUUGAAAAGAUUAUACACGAACUUCAAGGCCGAUCAGCAGUCUGCUACGCUGACUCCGAAGCAAAAUACUCAACUGGUGCAAUUGCAACCGCAGCCCCUCCCACAAACAUCACAGCAACUCAAAUCCAAAACGGCUACAGCGUCCUUGUCGCCUUUGCCUCUCCUCAAGCCUCAAAUAUCAGUCGUCACAGAUGAAAGUGGAAAGUCGCGGGUUAUGGUAAGACAGCAAAGUCCUUCACCAGAGAUGGCAGCAACGCCAGCCUACAGUCCCUAUCAUGUACACUCAUCUGAAGCUCAUGGAUUCACGCUUCCACUGGGAACGCCAUAUUCUAUAGCCACAAGUGAUAACGACGAGGCAGAAGAUUAUGACUACAACGAUCUGGACUCCUCGGAGAGAAUCAGUAUUUUCACCGCGAACGAUACGGACUCGGGCUACUUUCCGAACAACGGAUACCCAUUCUCUACAACUACAAGUGCGUCCAUUGCCUCGAAGAAAACCAAGACAAACCCAGCGAGAUUAAGAUCCGACUCAGUGGCCUCUGAGUUCGAAACCCAGGCCUUCCCCAGUUUGAUUGCUACCAGUUCAAGUGGAGCCGACUCGCCUGCUAGACGUAUAUCCAGAUACAAUGGCAGUGGCAGCACGCGCCAUCACAGAUCGUCUUCAUCAUUGGUACUUCCGCCUUCUCAGCAACCCACUCAGCAAUCCACUCAGCAAUCCAAAAAGGUGGGCUCCAAGAGGAACGGAAAAACGAGACAGCAUUCAAACAGUCUCGAGAACCAAUCCCUGGUCGGAUUGGGUGUGGUGGUGAACCAACAUAGCUCUGUUUCGCCUGAGCUGGAGAACUUUUUGAAGAAUGACUACGGAGCAGGUCCCACCACCAUCAACGCUCGCAGAACAAUCUCCAACCUGGACCAAUACUCGCUGGGCUCGAGUAUCCUGUUUGAUACCAACAACAGCCUCAACAACAACAGCACCGUUCUGAACACGCCUGUUUCGUCGUACCACAUACCUUCCGAUUCGCCGCAGUAUCGUGAGAGUGGUGAAUAUGUCCCAAUGGAACAUGCAAAGUCUAUGGAGUCAAACCACACCAUGACCAUGGCAAUAUCCGGAACUGAGGAAGAUACCACAUUUGUCAAUCCGAUUCCCGCAAUAAUGGGAGCCAUGAAUGGCCAAUUUGCAGGGCAAUCUCCUGCUGGUGGAGACGAUUACUUUGAUCUGAGCGCAUACAUCACCUACGAUGCAAACACAUCUGGCACCUACUGA
Kuraishia capsulata CBS 1993 is the source of this 2034-nucleotide messenger RNA. RefSeq lists its product as uncharacterized. The record is from RefSeq and is a predicted model, not a curated record. The transcript is spliced from 2 exons. Lineage: Eukaryota; Fungi; Ascomycota; Pichiomycetes; Pichiales; Pichiaceae. Bases 1 to 2034 code for a protein of 677 amino acids.